Fomitopsis serialis is the source of this 1182-nucleotide messenger RNA. Its product is annotated as ATP11 protein-domain-containing protein. Gene Ontology annotation, biological process: mitochondrial proton-transporting ATP synthase complex assembly. The transcript has 3 exons. Gene Ontology annotation, cellular component: mitochondrion. NCBI's taxonomy places the organism in Eukaryota, Fungi, Basidiomycota, Agaricomycetes, Polyporales, Fomitopsidaceae. The coding region runs from base 29 to 1090 and encodes 353 amino acids. The record is from RefSeq and is a predicted model, not a curated record.
GCGUCCUCUGCGCCUCUGCCCAACGACCAUGCUGUCUUCCUGUCGCGCCGCGCUCGCCUCAUCCGCGCUCAGGCGACCACUCCCAAGAUGCAAUGUCAGUGGGACUUCGCUUCUCGUGCGACAGCUCAAUAGCGAGGCUACGCGUGGUGUUGACUACGGGACAAAAUACAGCGAAAAGCUACAGAAGCGUGCGGAAGAGCAUGGUAAAUCGGUAGAGGAACUCCUGAACGAGCGCAAGGAACAGGAGAAGGAGAGGCGGAAGCAAAGUUUGGCUCUAGAGGCACAGCGACAGCAGCCAAAACUUGCUGGCGCUGCAGGUACUUCGACAUCUGUGUCAUCAUCAUCUGCUGCUCCCUCUCCUGGUCGUAGGGACAGCUCGCCCAUCAAGCCUCUAGACAGCAUCAUCAAGCUUGACAAACUUCUGAAGGGCCCGGUGAAUGCGCAACAUAUUUCGGACCUGUGGAAUGUAUAUCAUUCUUCACGUUCCGGAGGUACGGGUAGAGGCUUCGUCUCCGCCUGCAUACCUGUUGCGAAAUACAACAGGAUGAUCGAUGUCGCCUCAAAAUACUCCAGCUUUGUCGUGCCCAUACGACGACCCAAGCCCGAGACCGAAGUGCCGGCCUCGGACAAGUCCGCGUACGAGUUCUACUUCAUGGAAUGGGGAUUCCACGGGGUGCCACCGGAACCCUUGGCGAAUCCAAACCCUUUCGCUCCUCCGAAGCCCUCGUCCAAUUCGCAGACGAGCACCGUCCUCUUCACACCCUUGCAAGAGUACAAGCUUCGCCAGACCUUUGCCACGCCAUACCUGGUUCUCACGCACUAUACUGACUUGGCCCACUCCCACGGCAUUGUCCUCAUGCGGGGCGAGAUCACGCCUUCUUCCUCCGGCGCAUCUGUGGGUAACGGUGCCGACGACGGGCGUUACAUGCUGGGCCAAGAGGAUGCCCAUAUGCUUGGUCUCUCGGUUCAGAAGUUUUACUUGUGGCCCGGUGGAGGGGACGCGCGAACGAAGCUAUUACAGGCAUUCCACGAGACCCCAGCGGAGUUCAAGUGGGAGGAGCUUUUGGACCACGUAGAUUUUCCUUUGUGACGCACACAAGUAGAGUAUACUUGAGGUCCCUCUCCUCGAAGAUGUAGCAUGACUGCUUGAGCAGGCUGCUCGCAACAGUGAUGGCACAUAAA